UUUGUAGGUGGUUGUGUUGUAAACUUGUUUUUAAUUAGCAAUAAAAUCUUGCCAUUUUUAUUUUAUUGUAUUUAUCUGUUGUUGUCUAUGUUUUUGUAACUAUGAUCAUUUAAGAACAGAUAUCUUUACUACAUUAUUACACAUUUUUGUGUCCAUCUGGAUAGGGUUGUAAUAAGUAUAUAUGGUAAAUCAUUUUUGCCUAGUUGAAAGAACCACAAACAUUUUCCAUGUCUAUCAGCAUGACAACUUCUUCAGUGAAAAUGUAAAAAACUUUUGUUAUUUCACCCAUUAAAUAAAACCAUGCCUUCUUGUUAUUCGAACUGUAUGUAAUUAGCACCAUUUCCAGGAAUUAUUUUGAUACGAGGCUAGAACUUUUAAACCAAAACAUCAUCAAGUCUUGUCAAAAUCUUCCUCUCAAGACUAGUGUUCUCUUCCUUGGCCUUGUGGCAUGUUAAAAAAUCGUUUGGAAAGUGUCUAUUGCUAGCUAUUGCUUAGACGCUUUAAAUCUACAAAAGUAAGGUCAACAAAUUGUUACAUACAUUUACUAGCUACAAAAAGCAACCAGUUGACUAGCUAUUUGACUUACUGUGUUGCUAUAAAAUGUAUUGUUACUUAAAUAAAAAAGAAAUCCCAGACAACAUAAAGCUCUUUUGAAUUUAACACAAACGUCUUUCAAAUUCGUUAAAAGUGAAACUAUAAACAGUCUCAUGUUCACACUUGCUAGCACAGCAAUACAAAGCAAUGCAAACAGAUGUACCUGAAAGCGUAGUCAUUGAGUUAAUGCUAUUAUUCUUGUUAAAUCAAAGGCUGCUUUUCUGUCAAUCAGCAUUUCUUUUGCAAUCACAGGCAACACAACAAACAAAUGUUUCCAGUGAUGUUUCUUCUCAGUAACAUUACUCAACUUCAUUCUGCAAUCAUAUAUUCAAAACUUCCCUUUACUUGCUGCAAGUCAAUACAAAACAAUUCCUUAGGCUUUUUUCAAUAGACAUGUUGAAUUAAAAGCAAGCUUCGAAAUUGCAGCUCGCUGAAGUUGGCUGAACCUAUAAAACAGAGCGGCUACCGCAAGGCAAUAAAAUUGGUAGAGUAAAUUAUUCCUACGCACCCAUCCCCUACUAUAUCAAACUUUCUUUUACCGUAAAUUUCGACGACUUCGGCGACAUUCUUCUUGACGUCACAGAUUCUUUUGUUUUAAGGAGAAUCCAAAAGUCCACACUUCGGCGAGAUUUGUCUUGACGUCAUAAUUCUUUUUUUUUUUUUUUUUUAAUAGGGUCCAAAAGUCCACACUGUUUUAAGGCAGAAAACAAAGGAAUAGAGAGUAACACAAUCAGCGAAAUGCGGCAAAAUGUAGUUCCGUUACCCUGAAAACCAUGGUACUUCGGUAAAGCACAUCGAAGGAGAGUCGAGCCUUGGCAAACACUCCUGAGUGGAGUUAAAAUUUAUUAACUCGGAUCCUGGGCGCAAAAUGAUCUUAUUAAACGCUUACAAUAAAAAUUAUGCGUUGCUUUAAAUCGACAACUACAUUUAGAUACACAUGAUUUUCUCAUUGGAAAAAUUUCUCCUUAGGCGAGUGCCGAAGUGGCCGAAGUCUAAAUCCGCUCCUGCCGGGUUAUAUGAAGUGGAAAAAGAGGUGGAUAAAUGGAUAAAUUGAUCAAUGGCAUGAAAGUAUCAGCUUCUGGUUUCUUAUCAAAUGCCGUUCACCGAAAUCUAACCUCCAACGAAAAGUUUAUUUUGUUGCUUUAUGAUUUGCCCGCUGCUGCUCCAUUUCUUGUACUUCUUGAUGGAUUGCAUUUUCCGAAGACCAUAAAAAAGACACGAGUAAAAAACGCUAUGUUGUUACAGCGAAGUUUGGUAUUGCUGAUAAGGCAUUGAAGGAAUUAAUCAUCGAUUACUGCCAUAGAGAACGUGGAAAGGUUCUUAGAUGUUGUGAAACUGGAGAAUUUCCUUGAAUUGGUAUCUAAUACAGAGGCGAACCUUCAGUUUAGAAGUUCCCAACAACAAUUGAUCAACAAUGAAUUCGAUCAGCAAAGAAGAAGAAAGAGGUUUAAGAUUGAUAAAGUUGCUGGACGAAGCCGUCAAUGUAUUGAGGCAAUACCUUUUGGACCAUUUUGCCAAGAGCACGAUUAAUCUUGAAGAGGCUUUGAAAGUCCAUGAGUUAAAGUUAAGAAAAACUUUAAAAGCAGAACAAUGCGAGCUAUUGUAUCCCGAAACUGGCCCAACAAAUCCUGAAAGAUACGAUGUUAGUUUGAUAUAUGUUCUACUGCGAGUGUUGGUGAAGAUACCACGUCCAAAAACUGGUUGGUAUAAUGCUCCACUAACAACUGAUCAAUCCUUAUCUGCGCACAUUAUUCGUAUACAUUUAUCUCGAAAUGAUUUAAUGCAUGAUAGGUUAAAAAAAACAGAUGCAGAUUUUCGAAAACAUUUGGAUUCUAUUGGACGAUCUAUGGAAGCACUUGGUUGCGACAGAAGUUGCAUCAACAAUAUUAUUAACAUGCGUCUAGAUGAAAACACUGCAUAUUUGUUAGAACAGCGUAUCGCGGAUUUAACAGCAUUAGAAGAAAGUCACAGGGAGUUGGCAAUGAAGAUGGAAGAACUGGAAAGUUGUUUUGGAAAGUCAGUUUGGUUUGAUGUUUGUCCUUUGCUGCCAUCUUUUACUGGAAGAAACGACAUUGUAAAACACGUGCACAAAGCCAUAGAACAGAGCAGACAAGGUCACCAAUUAGCAACAGUAAUCAGUGGCUUACCUGGUACAGGAAAGACAAGUUUAGCUCAAUAUUAUUGUUAUGAGUACGGGGAGGUGUACGAUAAUAACGUUGUAUGGAUUCAUGCAGAUACCUUAGAAUCAUUAAAAGCAUCGUUUUUUAGGCUUGCCCAGUGUUUAAAGAUAAUGGAUGAAGGGAAUUGUGAAAGAGAAGUAGGUGUGACGUUGUUAAUUACUAAAGUAUUUAAAUUCUUUGCAGACAAAACAUGUCUUUUUGUAUUAGAUAACGUUACAGAUUCGCAAUUCAUCUUAAACUACCUACCACAAAAUCUUCCACCUAGCAUUAAAAGACCAAUAAUUCUAGUGACAUCAAAAAGGUCAAUCUGGGGUGAAAGAUUUUUUGAAAUUAAUAUUGGAAAAUUGACUGACUCAGAAUCGAGGGAACUCAUUGUCAAAUCUUUACCACAAGAUUUAUUAGCAAAUCAAGAGGAAACAUCCUGUUUAAUCGAAUUGCUAGAUGGUUAUCCAUUGGCACUGCAACAAGCGUUAGCUUACAUUAAAUACUCAAUGAUUACCAUAACGGAGUACAUUGAACAGUUUCAACAGGUUGGAGGUAGAUUUCAACUAUUGGAUUUUCCUUCAAAUGAUACACUGUAUUCUGGAAAAGUUGCUACAUCCCUUCUCGUGAUAUUAAACACUAUUGACAGUAUCGAUGACAAGCAAACAGCUGAAAUAUUAAACUUACUAUCUUUAUUGGACGGCGAGGGUAUUGAUCCGAAUUUUUUUACGAAGAAUCAGACUAUUGACAAUAAGUUGACAAGUACUAUUAUGACUUUGGAAAAUUUUUCCUUAAUUCACGUUGAAAGAAAUUAUUUACUUCGAAAACGAUUCAUCACCAUCCAUUCUGUUGUGCAACUAAUCAUUCAAGAAAGACUCAUUGAGAAAGAACAGUUAGGACGGACCAUAAUCCAUGCAUUCUCUCUGAUAGAAUCUGCCAUUAAUUGUGAGAAUCCAGAUUACGCUUCUUUAAGUUGGCUGCACCAUGUACUUCACAUGUAUGACAAGUUAAAAGCAAACAACAUCUUCCUCGAAAAAUUGGCGUUGAUAAAAUAUGAUCUGUUCAAAGCUUUAGAACAGACAGGAAAUGAAGAGAAAGCGAUCGAUUUGUUAGUUGGUGUAAGAACGUAUUACGAAGGGUGUCAUGGUGUGUUCGCCAGUGAAAUAUACGAUACGCUAUAUCUUAUUUAUCGAGCUUAUGUUAACUUGAAAAGAUGGGAAAAUGCUUUAUUAAUUAUGCAGACCAUAGAAUUAUUAUCCGGUGAGAAAUUGAGCGAAAGUGACCAUGAAUAUUGGAUCAUGCAACAUAAUAAAGCUCUAUGUCUUUCUGAGUUAGGAAAGACUCAGGAAGCAUUGUCUAUUUACAACGAAAUAAUUAAGAAAGAAACAAAAUACUUCGGUGACAAUAACGUUUCAACCAUCAUAACGAAACUUAGCGCGUCUGUUGAAAUGCGAAGAGCUGGAAGGUUGAAUGAAGCCCUUAGCAUUCAAAACGAAUGCAUAACACAACUCAAUCAAAAGAAAUAUAGAACUAGCACUCAUUAUUAUGAUGCAAUUCACUACAAAGUUCAAACUCUGCUACACUCAGGAAAGUACAACGAAGCAGAAGACAUACUUAAAACUUCUGUACAGGAAUGCAUAGAAUAUCAUGGUAAGAACCACAAAUGUACCAUAGCCCUCAUAGGCGCCAGUGCGAAAGUACUUAUGGGCAAAAAUAUGUUUGAGCAAGCUUUAUUACUGUUAGAAGAUCUUGAAAGUCACAAAAAAAGGAAUUUUAACGCAAAACAUCCAACACUUCUUGGCGUGACACAGAGUGCUGCAACUUGCUGUUUUCAAAUGGGAAAAGUGCAAGAAGCACUUAACCUAUAUAAACAGAUAAGAGUUGAGACAGUGAUACCCAUGAAUAUUUUUGGUAUCGAUCACCAAAUUGCUGAAUGCUAUUUUAGACUCGGCAGGUAUAAAGAGGCAAUACAACUCGUUAAAGAAAUUAAACUAAAAAAACAGGAGGUUUACGGUAAUAAACACACAGAGGUUACAUUAACCGAAAUACGGCUUUGUUGGUUCAUGUACCAUAUAGGAUAUUACCAGGAUACCAUAAAUCUGAUAGAUGCUAAUCUUUCAUUUGUCAAGGAAAUAAUUGAAAACAAAGAUAUUAUUGUAAUUCGUCUGCUCCUCGUGUCUGCGCUUUGCUACGAAAAAAUUGGAAUGUUUAAUUAUGCUUUCUCGUUGUACAAGGAGUGCAUGUUUACUUUAGAAAAACAUUAUGAUGGAGACAUGCCACUUUUACAAGUAGUUAAGUUUAAUCAGGCCAUUUGCUGGUUGGCUUCAGGAUCGCACCACAAAGCGUUAGAAUUCUUUUUGGAGGAAUCCAGAAAGAAAAGAAAAGAUCAUUUAGGUCUUAUGAGUCAAUAUUGUUUCGCUAAAUGUUUAACUGAUUUAGAACGUUAUGACGAAGCUUUAGAUGUUUUUACGGAAAAUAAACAACUAGGUAAAAUAUUGUAUCGUCCGAAUCACGUGUUAAAUCUUCGAAUUUACCAUCAAAUAGCCAGAUGUAAAUUUCACAAAGGUAACAUCAGUGAAGCGAAACAAGAUUGUGUUUAUGUCAUUGAGCAAUUGGCUGAUGAUAUUAGAAGUUCACAUGUGUUGGUAGUGGAUGUAAAAAUAUUGUUAUCUCGGUGUCUUCUUUCUGAAUGCGCAUAUGAUGGAGCACUUAAAACAUGCAAAGACGCAAUAGAAGGAGCCAAAGAGUUGGUCGAUACACAUCCAUUGCUGGUUGAAGCAAGAAAAACGUUGGAUGCUUGUGAAAAAGCAGUUAAACGAAUAAAGGACUGAAGAUUUGGGUAAAGACAACUCGAUGAAAUUAUAGCAAGGAAUUAAUUAUCUUUUCUUGAUAAAAUUUUCACGGUUAGUUAUUUAUUAUGACUACAAUUUGGAGCCUUAAAGGAAAUGUAACUUCAACAUCCGUUUCGGAAUGGACGGGUUGAUGACGUCAUGAAAAACAUUCAAACCUUAAUAUCUCUGCAACCGUUUAAAAAAAAAUUUUUUUUCGGUUUUGAAAAGACUUUUAUUUUUAAACCUUUAUAUCUCAUUAACCGCUCAUCAAAAGCACAUCAUGUCCAUAUACAUUUUUCUUGAUCAGCGCUUUAAGCUCUCCACAAUAGCGGCAACAUGAAAACAAAUUGUUAAUUCUUUUAAGUGGAUGGGUUGCUGAUUUUAUCAACAUUUUUAUCCACCCCCUCCAGUGGAUUUUUCCACGGGCUUUAUCGACUAGUCUUAUAUGUUAAUUUUAGGCUGUCUAUUAACAUAUUAUUUUUAGCAAAUAUACCAUGUCAUAUACCAUAUAUAUAUACCAUUUAUAUACCAUAUCUAUACCUAUAUAUACCAUAUAUAAAAUUUCUUCUAACAUUGGAAAAAUUCACGAUCUUUUUUUUAAUAAUAAUUUCUUACCCCUACUUGUAAUUGAUACAACGAAUAAAAAGACAUUUUAAGCGCAUACGCGGAACUUUAUAAUAUGUAAUAAAUUGUUUUUUAUAUAAGUUAGAGAGAGACCUGUAUAUUUUUUGAUUAAAGGAUGAAUGAUCCGCGUGUAAAACUGUGGAUUAAAAUAUA
Messenger RNA from Hydractinia symbiolongicarpus, 6364 nucleotides. RefSeq lists its product as uncharacterized. The coding region runs from base 2009 to 5587 and encodes 1192 amino acids. The record is from RefSeq and is a predicted model, not a curated record. Gene Ontology annotation, molecular function: ADP binding; protein binding. The transcript has 5 exons. NCBI's taxonomy places the organism in Eukaryota, Metazoa, Cnidaria, Hydrozoa, Anthoathecata, Hydractiniidae.